GUUGAUGCCAUAUUUAUUGUAAAAAAAAAAAAAAAAAAACGUCCUUGUGGACGUUUCGUGUGACGUCAACGCGCAGCAGCGUGGAGCGGUGACGUUGACGGAAAGUGAGAGACGUUUGGACAACGUGUUGCUGAUAUUGUUAGAGACCAGGGUUGUCCUCAUGGCUCUUAAUAAAUCCAUGCAUCCUCGGAACCGGUACAAGGACAAACCUCCAGACUUCGCCUACCUGGCCUCCAAAUACCCGGACUUCCAGCAGCAUGUCCACACCACUCUCACAGGAAGACCUGUUGUGAAUUUCAAAGAGCCGGAAGCGGUACGAGCGCUGACCUGCACUCUGUUGAAGGAGGACUUUGGUUUGACCAUCGAGAUCCCUCUGGAGCGCCUCAUCCCCACUGUCCCUCUGCGCCUCAACUACAUCCACUGGGUGGAGGACCUUAUCGAUGGACAGAAGCAGCCACACAGGGGCAUCGACAUCGGCACCGGAGCGUCCUGUAUAUAUCCCUUACUGGGAGCCACAAUGAAUGGCUGGUACUUCCUCGCCACAGAGGUGGACGAUAUCUGCUUCGACUACGCGAAGAAGAACGUGGAGCAGAACAACCUGUCUGACCUGGUUAAAGUUGUAAAAGUCCCGCAGAAGACUUUACUGAUGGACGCCUUAAAAGAAGAGACAGAAAUUAUUUAUGACUUUUGCAUGUGUAAUCCACCUUUUUUCGCCAAUCAGCUAGAGGCAAAGGGGGUGAACUCCAGGAACUCCCGAAGACCUCCGCCCAGUUCAGUGAACACGGGUGGGGUAACCGAGAUCAUGGCGGAGGGCGGCGAGCUGGAGUUCGUCAAGAGGAUCAUUCAUGACAGCCUGCAGCUGAAGAAACGGCUGCGGUGGUACAGUUGCAUGUUGGGGAAGAAAUGCAGCCUGGCACCUUUGAAAGAAGAGCUGAGGAAGCAAGGGGUGCCCAAAGUGACCCAUACAGAGUUCUGCCAGGGACGGACCAUGAGGUGGGCACUGGCCUGGAGUUUCUAUGACGAUGUAAAUGUCCCGUCUCCUCCCAGUAAGAAGCGUAAACUGGAGAAGGCCCAGAAACCGCUGUCAUUCAUGCUACCAGAGGCAGGUGUGAAGGAGCUCCGGACCAAGGCCUCAGCUGCAGGCUGCAGAGGCAGCAGUUCUGUAGACAGCAUCGCUGCCCUGCUGGAAAAAACGCUCACUGAGCUACGGGUGCUGCAUGAGCGUGUCCCCUGCAGACAGCAGGAGCGGAGUCUCUUUCUGACUGCUGUGGAGAACACCUGGAUCCACGGUCGACAGAAGAGGCGGGAACAGACACGCCAGCUGCGAGAGCUUCCCAGGGCGCCUCCCAGUACUGGAACCAGUGUACAAACCAGUGUGGCCACAGCUACUCUUGUUUCCACCCAAAACCAGCAGGUCUCCACAGCAAACGGAUCAGCUGACAUCAAGGGCAGAACUGUUUCUUCAAAGGAGUCGAGUACAGAAACUGAGACCAAGGCUGGAGGAGGAGGAGAAGAAGACGAAGAAGAAGGGGUGCCGGCAAAUGCAGGGGGUGAGGAUGUGGACAUGGAUUCCUCCGUCUGCGCUGAACCAGGACAGGAAGCGGACGUGAAAACUCCUGCUGCUGGAAGCGCCGGUGACACCGGACGGCCCCGGACCCCCAGCGGAGUCGAGCACUUUCUGUUCAAGUGUCUGCUCAACGUGAUUCCAGAGGGAAGCGACGUAGGGAUUGAGAUGCACUGGGUCGAAGGUCAGAACAAAGACCUGAUGAAUCAGCUGCGUACAUAUCUCAGGAACACACUUUUAAAAUCUGUGGGGAAGGUCUGAUGUUCAGGGAGACAGGAGCUGCUCUCAGAGUGUUCUGUUCAGACUUUAAACACUGAAGUAUUGAUGUAGAAAUUAUUUCUACUGUUUUAUAAAAUGGAAAACUGCUUCAAGUUGGUAAACAUCAUUUUAGAUCAUUCUUUGUUGCUAGUUUACCCUUUAAGGUAAUUUGUACUAUUAAAGCAGAUAAUCUGUCCAAACAGAAUAAAUGUAGUUUUUUUAUAAAA
Girardinichthys multiradiatus is the source of this 2049-nucleotide messenger RNA. It is a transcript of the gene mettl16, whose product is annotated as methyltransferase 16, N6-methyladenosin. Lineage: Eukaryota; Metazoa; Chordata; Actinopteri; Cyprinodontiformes; Goodeidae. The record is from RefSeq and is a predicted model, not a curated record. Gene Ontology annotation, cellular component: nucleus. The coding region runs from base 161 to 1825 and encodes 554 amino acids. Gene Ontology annotation, molecular function: 23S rRNA (adenine(1618)-N(6))-methyltransferase activity. Gene Ontology annotation, biological process: rRNA base methylation. The transcript is spliced from 10 exons.